AGUUGUUCCAUUCACAUAGUUGUUGAAUUGGGCAAUUGAGCCACCAUGUUUCUAUUUGUUCCUCUUAGUAGUCCAAUGUUUAGACUUUUGAAAAGGAACCGAAUUGUACUACAGUCAUUGAAGUGCUAUCGUUGUGAGUUGGUUGUCCGUCCAAAAAACUUUUCCACCUUCAACUGUCAGUCAAACUUACCUUCCGUUGAGAAGGUUGCUGUCUUAUAUUCUGAUCAGUUUCAACUUCACCAACCUCCUAAUGGAACAAGACAUCCAGAGUGUCCAGGGAGAGUUACAACGACUAUGCGACAUUUAGAAAGCUCCCCCAUAUUUUCGAGUUUGCAGUUGUUGCCUUUUGAAGAUGAACCCUGCGAUGACACUUGGUUGAAGAAAAGGAUUUUGAGUAUCCAUUCUGUAGGAUAUUUGGAAGAUUUGGAAAGGUGGAUUAACCAGGGAGCAAAGUCUCUCGAUGCAGACACUUAUCUUUGUGACAAGUCGUUGGAAGUAAGCAGGUUGGCUGUUAGAGCUUGGCUAAAGGCUACCCAAUAUAGCUUUGAAUAUUCUCAGCCUUCUUUUGUACUUGCGCGACCUCCUGGUCACCAUGCCACUCCCUUUACUGGAAUGGGAUUCUGUAUUUUUUCAAAUCUUGCCAUUGCAGCAAAGUAUGCUAUGGAGGAACUCGGUGUUAGCCGAGUAAGUAUUCUUGACUGGGACGUACACCACGGAAAUGGAACUGCUUCUUGUUUUCAAAGGGAUGAACGAGUUAGGUUUGUUUCCUUGCAUCAGUUUCCAUUUUAUCCCAUGACUGGAGCUCCAAGUGAAAGAGGUCCACUUGGAAACUUGCUGAAUAUUGCUUUUGAGGCAGGUGCUGAUGGGUCUGAGUUUGUAAAACGACUAGAAGAAGAAGCUAUUCCUUUCUUAUCACAACAUAAACCGGACAUUGUCUUUGUGUCUGCUGGAUAUGAUGCGUUAAAAAUGGACCCUUUGGGUGGCUUAUGUCUCGUACCUGACGACUACUUUGAAAUGACUCGAAUAGUAAUGUCUUCCUUUGGUCAUGAAAGAAUAGUAUUUGGAUUGGAAGGUGGCUAUCAUUUAGAAGAAACUGCAAAAGCUAUCGAAAAAACAUUGCACGGCAUUUUACAUAGAUGCAUCUAGUGAAGUUGAGUUUCUUUCUGCUAUCUACAGUUUGUAUUUGAAUGUUAGUUGAUGUAAAAGUAGAAUAUUUGGGAGGAUGGACAAUUCCUUAGAAUGUCAUGAGACUAGUCUACAAUUUGUAAGAUGUAAUAAAAUACAA
Messenger RNA from Galdieria sulphuraria, 1285 nucleotides. Its product is annotated as histone deacetylase. Bases 46 to 1146 code for a protein of 366 amino acids. The record is from RefSeq and is a predicted model, not a curated record. Gene Ontology annotation, molecular function: histone deacetylase activity. Gene Ontology annotation, biological process: chromatin organization. Lineage: Eukaryota; Rhodophyta; Bangiophyceae; Galdieriales; Galdieriaceae. Gene Ontology annotation, cellular component: histone deacetylase complex. The transcript has a single exon.